This is a messenger RNA of Gongylonema pulchrum, 1050 nucleotides long. NCBI's taxonomy places the organism in Eukaryota, Metazoa, Nematoda, Chromadorea, Rhabditida, Gongylonematidae. The record is from the annotation of a GenBank genome assembly.
AUGUGCACAGCAGCAAGUGCGUAUUUGCCGCACCAGUUGGUGUCACGUUUGGAAACGCUUUUUUCGAUCACGAAAGCGACAAAUAUGUCUGUUGCUGCUGAGGAGGCUUCGAAAACACUGCUUCAAAAAGCUUUCAGUUUCUUGCCGCUCAUCAAUGUAGAGAAUGUAAUGUACCUGAUUCUGGUCCUGUUGUGCUGGGAGGGCUGCGUUGCACUUGCGGCAAUACUGAAGCCAGUUUUUUCGUUUUUUCUUCGGUUACUUCCUAUUGGAGACCAUCAGCCGCGCAUAAAUUAUCCGUAUUUGUGGACUUUGAAAAAGGGCAAAAGAGAGAUGGAAGAAGGUGAUAUCGAAAAAGCUGCUAAUGAUGACUAUGAGUAUGUUGUCAAGGUGGAGUGGGACUGUCAUGAUAUCAUCGCUAUUGUUUGCUGCCUUUGUGUUGGCGCAUCACAUCUAUACAAAAGGCAUUGGAUAACGAAUGAUUUACUUGGUAUUGCUUUUUCCAUAUACGGAAUCGAGAACAUUCAUUUAUGCAGUUUCAAGGCGGGGACAAUGUUACUGGCUGGUCUGUUUAUUUAUGACGUCUUCUGGGUGUUCGCUACUGAUGUGAUGACAACGGUCGCCAAGGGGAUUGAUGCUCCAAUACUGCUUCAGUUUCCGCAGGAUAUAUACCGCAAUGGGCUGCACAGUGCUGGCAAACACGCUAUGCUUGGCUUGGGCGAUAUCGUGGUACCAGGGAUAUUUAUCGCUUUACUUCGUCGAUUCGAUCAUCAUAUUGGCUCAGGAGGUAGACCUGAGAAACCACGGCAUUACUUCCUUAUAACGAUAUUGGCUUACGCUCUGGGCUUGUUGAUCACAAUGGGUGUUAUGCACUUUUUCAAAGCGGCACAGCCAGCGCUGCUUUAUUUGGUGCCUACAUGUAUAUUGGUUCCGCUUCUGGUUGCCCGCAUUCGUGGAGAAGCAGGCGAGAUGUUCAAUUAUUGCGAAGAGCAUCUGAUUGAGAACAGAAGUCGAAAAGCAACAGUCGCAAAAGAAUCGAAGAAAUUGGACUAA